AUGGAAAACAAUGUUGAUACCAAGAUAGAAAACAAGGGGGAAAGAAACUCAGUAAAGCAGAAUCUGCUGAUCAAAACUGGGAAGAGGCUCUACAGAGGUGCUGGGUACCUCACUGGAGACAUGAAGGAAUUUGGAGCCUGGCUAAAAGAUAAAACUCUCAUGAUCCAGUUUGUUGACUGGGUGCUGCGUGGGAUAUCCCAGGUGAUGUUUGUUAACAACCCUAUGAGUGGGAUCAUCAUCAUUGCUGGCUUCCUGAUGCAGAAUCCAUGGUGGACACUCACAGGCUGUUUAGGAACUGUUGUCUCCACUUUAACAGCACUUAUUCUGGGUCAGGAUAGAUCAGCCAUAGCAGCAGGCCUGUAUGGCCAUAAUGGGCUCUUGGUGGGGUUGCUCAUGGCUGUCUUCUCUGAUAAGGGAGACUACCACUGGUGGCUUCUACUGCCUGUAGCACUGGUGUCUAUGACAUGCCCUGUUUUCACCAGCGCUUUAGGGUCAGUCUUCUCUAAGUGGGAUCUGCCUGUUCUCACCUUGCCUUUCAACUUGGCCUUGACUCUCUACCUGGCUGCAUCAGGACCACAUAACCUGUUCUUCCCUACAAUUAUCAUUCAGCCUGCAACAGCAACACCAAACAUCACCUGGACAGAUGCUGAACUGCCAAUGCUCCUGCAAUCCAUUCCAGUUGGAGUGGGUCAGGUUUAUGGCUGUGAUAACCCCUGGACUGGGGGAAUCUUCCUGAUUGCUUUAUUAAUCUCUUCUCCUCUUACUUGUCUGCAUGCAGCAAUUGGAUCAGCAGUGGGGAUGCUGGCAGCAUUGAGCUUAGCAACACCUUUUAGCAAAAUCUACUCUGGCUUGUGGGGCUACAACAGCUCCCUCUCAUGCAUUGCCAUAGGCGGCAUGUUCUACGCUUUCACCUGGCAGACACAUUUGCUGGCAAUUGCCUGUGCGCUCUUCACUGCCUACCUAGGAGCAGCCGUAACUAACAUGUUGUCUGUGUUUGGGGUACCGUCAGGAACCUGGGCUUUUUGCUUGUCUGCACUGAUCUUCCUGUUAAUAAGCACAAACAACUCUGCCAUCUACAAGCUGCCACUCUCCAAAGUCACCUAUCCUGAAGCCAAUCGAAUUUAUUACCUGAAGAUGAAGAAACAUCAGAGAUCUUGCUGUAAUGUAUAA
This is a messenger RNA of Melopsittacus undulatus (budgerigar), 1170 nucleotides long. Its product is annotated as urea transporter 2-like. The coding region runs from base 1 to 1170 and encodes 389 amino acids. Lineage: Eukaryota; Metazoa; Chordata; Aves; Psittaciformes; Psittaculidae. Gene Ontology annotation, biological process: urea transmembrane transport. The transcript has 8 exons. Gene Ontology annotation, molecular function: urea transmembrane transporter activity. Gene Ontology annotation, cellular component: membrane. The record is from RefSeq and is a predicted model, not a curated record.